Entrophospora candida is the source of this 933-nucleotide messenger RNA. Lineage: Eukaryota; Fungi; Glomeromycota; Glomeromycetes; Entrophosporales; Entrophosporaceae. The record is from the annotation of a GenBank genome assembly.
AUGCCAGCAGCAGAAGACCUUACUGUAGAAAUAGUAAAAUUCGUACAUGCAUUGUUAGUCUCUAUACCCCAGUAUGUCUUGGGCUCCUUAUCUGCUAUAGCUAUAUUAGGGGCCACACCAGUGGGUGAAAGUAUUAAUCCAGAAGCAAGUAGUGUAAUACUCAACUAUAAGCUUUUUGGAUGGAAUACUAAAAUAAUGGAGCUCACCCCAGGACAGAAAGAACUUAUGAAAGGAUGUGUAGCUGAGGCAUCAAUAUUAGAUCGCCUUAGUUACAUGGUAUCCAUUUACUACAUAGUAGUAGGGAUAUUUGCGGGGAUAAGCAGGGCAAUCGGACCAUGUAUCAAAGAGGAAUGGCCAUAUAUACCACUAACAUUGGCUUGGAUUUUGCCUGCCAUUUUUAAGAAAGUGGUGGGAGGGAUAGUGGUGGUUCACAACCCAAAUAAAAAGAUCGUUGGGAAAAUAAUAGUAAAAGAUUCUCCAAUGGAUAGAAGAUAUAACAUUAUUGAAACUGGUUUAUUCUCGAUUAUAGCUCCAUGGCUAGCUGUGAUUUUAGCCUAUUUCACAAACCCAAUCGGGUAUGGAUCAUUUAUGCUACUUUCGCUGGUUCUACUUAGUAAUUCAAGGCCAUUAUGGGUGAAAAUUUUUGGUGACUUUUGUGCUGACCCAACAAUACCUUGUUUGAGCAUGUCAGAUAUUUUUACAUUUUUGGCAGCUAGAUUAAUACCGACUUUUAAUAUAGAGAGAAUGAAUCAUCCCGAAGAUGAUAAUUACAGUAAUAGUUCAUACCAAUUCAAUUCAGUAACAUCUGAAAGCACUGAUUCAGCACCUGUUGUCCAUCCGUUUUUUACUGACAUGGUUUUUGAUUACAACGGAUCAUCUGGUGUUCUCGAUUCAUCCACCAACAGAAAACGAAAUUUGAUCCCUGUCUUAUGG